GCGGCCGUGAAAUGGCGGCCGGGGCCUGGCCCUGCCUGCGGCUGUGCGGCCGGGGGAUGCCCCGCUUGCCACCGCAGGCUGCAGGACCCCAGCCGGUUUGGCCCAGCUCCAUGGGUUCUCUGAGAGCCGCCGGUGUCUCCGCAAGGAACAGUGUGCGUUCUAACAAUUUACAGCGAUGCAAAUGAAUUCGUUUUGAGACGCUUCUCAAAGUUUUCGUCAUAGUAAAAGAUUAAAUAAUCCGAAAAUUUCUCCUGUGCACUGCAACAGCACUUGCUAAAUUUUAUUCAAAAUUGAAAGAACUGCUUCUGUUUUAUAAGAUAGUUAAGUAUUUGGCAUAAACAACAAAAGUGUAACUCCAAGGUGAAAGUACUUUCCAGUUGUUAAUUCUGUAGAUGUUAACAUAACUUGUGUGUAGUAAGUUGUGGAUGCAAUACAAAUAUAGAAAACUGUUUGUACGUACAACCUGUAUUACUUAGGGCACCACAUGGAGGCUCUAUAUGACUAUUUGUCAGCUGCUGUUGGAAUCAAGUCAUAAAGUUGUUUCUGCCAGCUAUCCUUGUGGCAGUAUUCAGAAAUGCUUUGUUGGUGUCUAUAUAUGUGUCAGCGCCAUAAGGUGGGAAGGAAGUAUCAUAAAUUGCCCUAAUAUGUCUCAGAAGUUACUUUAUGAAUGAUGGUCUGACUGCCUUUUCUUGACAGAUGUACCCCAAUGGCACACAGCACCAAGUUCCCAUGUACAGCUUGAAUAAUCAGCUCCAUACCUGGCUUCUCUUCAGAACUCAGAGCUUUGGCAAUACUUCCAAUCUGACACUUUGUCAGAGGCACUGAGAAUGCCUCUCAGAAACUUCUGAGAGUUUUUCAGUGUUUUUUUCCACAUAAACGGGGUCAUAGGGCACUGCUGUUAUGUCUUGGGUACGAGUUGCAGUCAGCCAAUCCAAUGAAGAUAUAUUUGAUGAAGAUGCAGAUGAGAUGUAUCUACUACAGAAGGAAUGGAACAGCACUAUGAAAAAGAGAUUGAAGAGGUCUACUGUGUCAUGUUGUGAACAACCUGUUUUGCUGCUCUUGUUACAGGAAGGCUAUAGGGAUGGAAUUGAGGCUGGGAAAGAGCUUGCUCUCCAGACAGGCUUUAAUCAAGGUUACAGACACGGUGCCGAGCUGAUGAUUACAUGUGGCCAGUUCAAAGGAACCCUGAAUGCUCUCUUAUCCUGGUGUCGUUUUAAUGGACAUGAUUCUGCUUUAAGUACAAUAAAUAAUCUUCUUGAUGUGGUUGGAAAGCACGAAGAUGAUGUGCUUAAGUAUCUGAAUUCUACUGAAGAACAGCCACAUCUUGGACACAUUUUAGACUCAGUUCAGGACAUGGACCUUAAUCACACAGCUGGGACAGAGUACAAGGACGUUAAAGAUGGAAAACAUGAAGACUCUGGCAGCUCUGGUGAAAACAUUUGUAGGAAUAAUGGUGAGGUUGGUUCCUUGCAGUCUGAGUGCAGCAAGGAAAACCUCUGCACAGAUCCUGAAAACUCAACCCUUGCUUGGGUUAAAAAGCAGACUGUGUGGUUAGUAGAGCAACUGGGCUUAUCACUGGAUGUACUCCAUCAUGUCCAGCAACUGGAACAUUAGUUUUUCUGUCUCAUGGUACUUAAAACUAUCACAGGUGGUUUUGAUUCUUAGUUUGUGGGCCAUGUACAGGCUGAUGCAUUGCUUUUGUUUUAGGAAAAUCUGAUUUUGACACUUUACAGUAGAAGUUAUUUUUGUAAAUCUUCACCAUACUUUCAGCAAAUCCCUUCACUUUCAAUGUUGAAGGUAACAUUCACAGAAAGGGGUAGUGACUUUAAAGCUUUACAAAGUUAGCAAACAUGUUUCUGUUUUGUAUCAGGAGCUCCCAUUUCACCCUCAUUUUUUUUCUUGACAGCAGUUUGGAAAUAAAGGAGGUCCAUUAAAUAGCCCCUCUAAAUUGGUCCCCUCCAAUAUCAAAAGAAUAAAUGCUCAGUGCUAUGGAAAUGGUCAGUGGUUUUGCAGAAUAAGCUGCUGUUGAUGGUACACUGUGUGCAGAAUGAUACACUGCUGUGACCUUUUGUCAGAAUUCUUUGUGUUAUCUUUUGUACCCAUGAUGCAAUGCACUUUCAUUGUUAAAAACUAUUUUCCGUCCUUAGGUAGUUAUAUUUGUCAUGUUUGCUGAAAACGCACUAUUUUCCUCAGAUGCAGGAUUGCUGACAAUUCCAUUGUUUUACUUUUAGACAUCUAUUCUUACCAUGUCAGAUCACACGAAACAUGCUUCCAGUCUAAUGAACAUCCUUAUGUUAUUUUUGUAUUUAUUUUGUCAGUCCCUCUAGCCUGAACUCUUUCCCAUAUUCCAGUAAUGCUUUUCUCAUGCUCCUCAAGGAAGCCAAGCUUAUUCACUACCUCUUAGAAACACAUCAGCCACACAUGCCUAUUUCUGAUUAUUUCAUAUUUCUGUAACUAUUCUAUAUUUGACUUGGUUUCCUUUGCUUCCCUUAACUGUAGCUGUAAAGUGCUCUGUUCAGAAAGCUUUUUCUUUGUGAAUGCCUCUGUUUUACAUUAAUUAAACUGAUUUAUAGUAAGUUACCAGUUUACUCGUCAGAAGUUUCUUUUAACUCCUUCAUAUUGGAGACAAAGGAAGUCUAGACAUAGGCAAAGUAAGAUUUUGAACAGUCAACUACAAUUAAAAUAAAAACACAAAACCAUUUCAUACUUUGAGGCAAGAAAAAAUCUAAGGCAAAAAUUCUUUGUUUUUCAGAGGCUAAGUUUACAACAUUCUUACUAAAGACUGUUUAUCCUGUCAGAAUUGACAGAGUGUAAGUUCAGUCUCCUUUCAGUGCCACUUCUGCUUUAGGGGUAAGCAGACCUGCAGUUCAGAGUCUUGCAUUGAAUGCAUUUAUGAAAUAGUGAACAGAGAGGGAUGUCUGCAUUAAUUGUGUAUAUACAAAAAUCAUUCAAGUAACUUUUUCUCAAUUUAUUUAGCAUAAUGUUGACAUGGAUAAACAUCACUUUUCUUCAAAUGCCUGUGUUGUGUUACAGACUGUAUCAUGUGUAUUAGACACAGAUUUCUUCCAUAGUCUGAUAGUAUAUAUGGUGCAGACUUGGAAGUUAUGUAACUUACCUAACUAAUUUUUAAAUAGUUGUUUUAACCAAUUGUAAGCAGUGCCCUCUUUUAGCCAACACCAGUUGAGUUUCUUCACAGACCUACUAUGAUCAUUAAAUCACUGAAACCUUAAGAUUGUUACGCUUGGUUUUAACAAUCUGCAAUAAACAAAACCAAAGGAAUUAGAAGAUUUGGCAUCUGGGAUCUUAAAUUUAUCGCCAUUCAAGGACAUUAGAGUAACCAGAAGAUAUAGAGGAGAUUAAGGCCUGGAAAGUUGGAGACUGUCUGAGAAAAAGAUAAAAGGAUGAGGACCAGAUUAGCAUGAAGAGAAAGAAAUCAAUAACUAACAGGGUAUAGAAUACUAAUUAAACCAAUGAACAUUAAUGUCUUUGUUUGCUAAAAGUGCAUAAAUAAGUGAAAUAGUUUUGUAUCAGGGUCAGCAUUGAGGCUGGAACUUUGUCAGCCACACACAUCUCUUGACCAAGAAUAAAGUAAUGCCUUCCCUUCUAACAAUAAAAAAGACAGUGUUAGAGGGAAUCUUAUUUACCAAGACAAUUUUUGAGGUUUUCAGUAACAAGACAAAAUAAUAGAACAGUUUUAGACUUUACAGAUUUGGAUGUUUAAAAAUGCAGAUUCAAGGGAACUACUUUCCCAUAUGUAAACGUUUGCAAGGAGGAGAUACAAUUCACAAAUUACUAAGUAGACUUUUUUGUUGUUGUUUGCAAAGCCAUCAGGUUUUUGUCUAUCAUAUCACUUCUAUACUAGCUAUGGAAUUACUUUCCUCCACGAAGUUUCAGUGCAUAGUGAGAGGUUACUUUUUUUCCAUGUUAUCACCCAGAGUUUCCAGUUUGACUGUAGAGAAAUUUUCUUCUGUGCUGUCUGUAUUAUUUGGCUUAUCUGUCGCUGUCCAGUCUUGCUGACCAGCCCCAGAAAGGCUUUCUUUGAGACUGUUAGAAUCUGUAGUUUGCUCCGAUUGUGGUUUAGGUUGUUGUUCCAUGUCCAUGUCUUGUGUUUCACUGUCAGCUUUCACCUUGGCAGCAUUCCUGAAAAGAGCUCUCAUGACAACUGGGACUGACAUGCAACUGAAGAAGGAAAUAACACAUUAGUCACUCCUACAGACUUCAUUCAUUCCUUAAAGUACUUCUGUUUUUUACACUUCGGCUGACACAUGAAUGAAAACCACCAUUACUUCCUUUCUGUUUUUGUCUUGUACAACCUGGUGUUACAUUGUAACUAUAAUAUAAACUAAAUGUGCUGUACUAGAAAUACAUGUUAACACACUGAAAUCUAGUGCUGAAUCUUUAAGUUGGAUGUGCAAGGCAGCUUUGACUGAAAGAGUGGAAGGGUCUGGUCAAAAAAAAAAAAAAAA
Parus major (Great Tit) is the source of this 4466-nucleotide messenger RNA. It is a transcript of the gene YAE1, whose product is annotated as YAE1 maturation factor of ABCE1. The record is from RefSeq and is a predicted model, not a curated record. NCBI's taxonomy places the organism in Eukaryota, Metazoa, Chordata, Aves, Passeriformes, Paridae. The transcript is spliced from 3 exons. The coding region runs from base 901 to 1614 and encodes 237 amino acids.